Molecule: messenger RNA, 3687 nt
Organism: Ctenocephalides felis (cat flea)
Lineage: Eukaryota; Metazoa; Arthropoda; Insecta; Siphonaptera; Pulicidae
Product: adhesion G protein-coupled receptor A3-like
Biological process (GO): G protein-coupled receptor signaling pathway; cell surface receptor signaling pathway
Cellular component (GO): plasma membrane
Molecular function (GO): protein binding; G protein-coupled receptor activity
Source: RefSeq, a predicted model, not a curated record
AUGAAAGUUAAAUGCAAUUUAUUAAGUGAAGAUGUUGAUAAUUUACAAAAAAUUAACUUUGGCGAUUCUGCUUUAGAUAUAAUUCAUUUAGAUUUAAGUGAAAAUCAACUGACCAAGUUAGAUAAUUUUUCAUUCUCAAAUUUAACCAAUUUAAAAAGAUUGGAUUUAUCAGCAAAUCUUGUACAAAACUUAGAUAAAAAGUAUUUUCAAAGUAUGAAGAAUUUAGAAAAAUUAAUUCUUAGGCAAAAUCAAAUAAAAUCUAUACCACAAGGAACAUUUCAAAACUUGCUGUCGUUAAAACAACUAGAUUUAUCAGCAAAUCCUUUGAAAUGUGAUUGUGAUCUAAUUUGGAUAUUAGACUGGGCACAAAGGAAUUCUGUGAAAUUAUCACCAGGGCCAAAAUGUCAAAGUCCUUCAGAUUUCAAAAAUAGUUCUUUAAAGAAAUUAAAAGUCGGUAUAGAUAUGCAUUGCGAGACGCCUAUCACUCAGCAAAAUCAUGUUCAAUUGAACCCAAGAUACAAUCAGGUUGUUUUUGAAGGUGAUUCUUUGCAAAUACAUUGUUUAAUAAGCAGUAAAUACAAUACUGAUGAAAAUUUAGAUCAAAACACAAUAUCUCCUUGGAGUUGGACACCGCAUAAUUCAAAACAAUUCUCAAUAGACAUUAAAUAUAACGAUCUUGCGAGUAUGUUUCCAGAUAUAAACAUAAUUAAUAGAUUUGUAUCCGAUGGUGGAAUCAUUGAUUCACGUCUAGAUAUUGAAAACAUUCGUCACAAUCAAUCUGGACAAUUUUCUUGCAAAAUGGUAUCACCCAAAAUGAAUGUCUCCAAAAGUCUUGAUGUAGUUGUUAUUUCGAAUGAAACAAAAUAUUGUCAAACAAACACCACAAAAGAUAAUAAAGGCAUAUAUACUUGGCCUGCUACGGUUGUUGGUAACAACGUAGUUUUAAGAUGCCAAGGACAAAGUAGCGGUCAAGCAUUUGCAACUCAUUAUUGUUCUGUUAAUGGGAAUUGGUCUGGUUUGAACACGAGAGGUUGUCCAUAUGUGAACGAGAUAACAAAGAUACUAGAACAAUUCGCAAAGGUCAACUUAAGUCUGACAAGAAAUACUAUAGUAGAAAGUUCACGAGUCUUAAGGAAUUUAACUUUGGUAUCUGCAGCUAAUAUAACAAAAUAUAAUGAUCAUGAUGUAGUUUUUAUUGUGCAUACCUUUCAUAAUUAUAUUGAAUAUUUGUCCCAAGAAAAGGAAUUAGGACCUAUACUAAUAGAUAUAGCCAGUGAGCUUAUGAAAUUCCCAAAACAUAUUUUAAAUGCAGCUCAAAGACUUAAUAAUUCUUGUACUGAACUUAUUCCUGCAUUUAGUGUACAUUGGAAGCUGUUUACAAUUAUCUGUUUGAUGAUUACCAUUGUAACAUAUAUAAUUUACUUCAAUGCUAUUUUGAUGCCAAGAAAGACAAAACAUUCAUUGAUUAACACUUGGAUUGCUAUGUUGUUACUCUGCUUAUCGUUUACAUUAGGCAUUUUUCAAACCGAGUCAAGAUUAUUAUGCCAGACCGCCGGAAUUAUACAGCACUACUUAUUUUUAUCAUGCCUUUUGUGGAUGUCUGUAACAGUCAGUGAUAUGUAUAAAAGACUUUCUGCUAAGGAUCCUGUUUUAUCAGAUGAUUUAUUACAAUCAGAACCACCAAUCCCUAAACCAAUAGUUGGUUUGUACCUGCUAGGAUGGGGAGUUUCUCUCAUAGUAUGUGGUAUUUCUGGUGCAGUUGCAUCUUUCGAUUAUUGCUUCUUAUCAUCCAAAGCAUCGUUAACUACAGUUUUUGUUCCAAUGUCAGGAAUGAUAUUAUUUAUUAUAUCGAUGUUUUUAAUAGUUUGCUGGGCUAUCAGACGCUAUGAUAUGUUAGGACAUAUGUCGGAAGGAACUCAGGCAACAGAAAACGUUGAUAUAGAAUUGCUCGAACCUCAAACGGUGACAAGUGGUGGUAGACAGAGUGCGCAAAGUAUUUCAACGCCUACAUCGUGCGAAAUGGAAGACCAAGAGAAUUCUCCGAAAAUUCAAUUAAAAGCGCAUCACCUAGUAAUAUACGAUGAGGAUAUAUUCGGCUCGCUGUAUGGUAUUUCAGCAUCAAUAUGUGGAGUUUUCAUAUUGUUUUUCUAUAGUGUUGCGCGUAGCGAUGUUCGCAGCCAAUUGGAGACCAUGAUAUGUUGCCCGAAAGGUCAAAAGCGUUGGUGUCGUUCGAGAACAAUUUCCGACGCCACUUCAAAUAAUAAACCUCAGCAGGUAGAACUAUUAGGCAGUGUCCCUUUACAGCCAAUAUCCAAUCAAGACGCGGCAGCACUUGCUCUAAGUCAAUCUUUACACGCUGUUGUAAUUCAUCGUAAGCACUACAGAUCCACUGAUUCUCCAAUGAGUUUUGCAGAAAAUCAAAAUGGUGCAGAGAUGUUCUACAAUCCCAAUCAGAGCAACGUAGCGCGAAAAUUUUUCAAAAAACAAAAACGCCACAUGAAGCACAAUAACUUAGAAAUCCAUCGACUAACAGAUGGAUCAAAGAGUGAUGGAGGUUCCAUUAUUUUCAAGCCUCGUUCGGCAUUGGAAGCCGGCGUUAUGACUACGAAUAUAUUUGCUACUAGUUCUAAAGUUAAUAAUAUAAACAUUCAUGCCGAACAGAAGCCUUGUAAUAAAGAGGUUCAGAAGCAUUGCAAUAUAUUAUCUGACACAGAGUCAGAUUUCAUAGAAAGAAUAAGUCCUCAUCAUCAGAGGGUACCUUUGGUUAAAAAUGACUUUGCUUCAAUGUCUUCUGAAGAUACAAAAAUUUUGCGGCCAAUAUCCUCCAAAAUCUUAUGUGAAAGUUCUUAUGAUCCGACACCGAGUGUUUAUUCUGAGCUAGAUAGCACUUUAGAAGAAAAGAAAGACUUUAGUAGCAAUCUAGGCCCUUGUCACUCACCAAAGUCUUUUCUAGAUUUUGAUGAACUUAAUCACACUCCAACCAAAAACAAUGAAUUUAUGAGUGUAAAACAAGACCAUAAUAAUAAAUCUGAAAGUCCAAUUUUGUUCCCUUCUAAUAUUGUCAAUUUAUAUGACCAUAAAUCUGACAACGCCGAAUAUUUACGGUCAAGCAGCCCCUUACUAGAAGAUUUCAUAAACUAUCAUCAAGCAGAUGAAUUUGAACCCAAUUUUGAUAGUGACUGCAACUAUGUGCAAUAUCCUACUUCAGAAUUAAGUAUAAAAAGUCACGGCUUAUAUGCCCCUCAACCAGAAAUAGGUGGGAACGAUUUAAAUAUGACUUUGAUAAAUGAAGCUGAUCUAAGAUGCAUCCAAAAUCGCGUCCACGACAACGAUUUUCCUUAUCAGCCAUCAGAAAUAAGUGCUAUAAGUUCUUUAACCAAUGACAACAUACGUUCAGGUAAAACAUAUCAAAACUGUUCCCCAUAUAGACAAUCGUCAGCUAGUUUGAAUAGUGUGAGUGACAUCAUGCAAAGUUCCCAGUAUCAAGAUUAUGCCCAAGUGCAUAGUACCUCUAUCGAUGAUCUUUAUGAACAAAUCAAGUGUAGACCAAGACCAAGAACCAGAUCAUCGGCUUAUUAUGUCAACAGUGAAAAUUUCAAAUCCCCCCAUUCAAGAUCUAUGGAAUGUGAUUUGAAUAGUCAUGAGAGAAAUGACUUUGAUGUGAAGAACGAUAAAUACGAAAGCUAG